Messenger RNA from Portunus trituberculatus (swimming crab), 1288 nucleotides. RefSeq lists its product as uncharacterized. Gene Ontology annotation, cellular component: membrane. The record is from RefSeq and is a predicted model, not a curated record. Lineage: Eukaryota; Metazoa; Arthropoda; Malacostraca; Decapoda; Portunidae.
ACACACUGGAGGCCAGUAUGAGGAUCAACCGAAAUCUUUUUUCCAUCAAGAGUCACUUCUUCCUCUACUGGGGAUUCAUGGCCUCGGCGCCACCCUUCGUGAUGGUGAUAGCGCGGCAAGUGGGUGUGCCGUUGGGUGUGCAAGGUGUGGUGUCAUCCGUGAUAACUGUUACUGCUGUGCUGGUGAGGCCUUUUAUUGCAGCAUUGGCAGAUACCUACCCAGCCCAACGCAAGAUAAUCUUCCUGGCUCUCAUCAUCAUUAUGACAGCAACUUAUAAUCCAAUCGGCUUUCUUCCCCCACUGCAACCUUCACCACAUCUGUCUGGCCAGCUCAUGUCAAUCUCUUUUCCUGCCACUAAUCUAAUCACCAACAAUUCUCGGACGAGUCUCCAUCUUUUCACACCACGACAGCAACAACAUCCUUUAGGUGAGGGAGAGAGCUACGGACAACAACGUGUGUGGGGUGUGUUGAGUUACGGCUUACUUGGAGUGCUAAGUGGCCUCCUGGUGGACUGGAGCUCUGGAGACAGCACCGUCAAAGACUACAGGCCGGCUUUCUUUCUCAUGACCGCUUGUGGUGCCCUAGACUUCCUCCUAUCUGCAGCCUGUCUCAAGGUACCAAAACUGGAAGCUCAGCAGAAGGGGAUGCGAGCCAAUCUGGGACCACUCCUUCGCCAGAUUCACUUCUUCAUUUUCCUUGGGACAACCUUCCUUAUCGGCUUUUUGACGGACUUGACACCGGUUUCCUCUUCGUGCAAGCUACAAGAAGACAUUGCAGAGCGAAUGGGUACAUCAGGUCAGCACGUUAACAUGGUGCAAGGUCUCACACUGUUGGUACAGGCUCUCUCAGCCAUUCCUUGCAUGUUCCUUUGUGACUGGUUUCUGCAGCGAUAUGGAGCCCAGAAAGUGAUUACCACCGUGCUCUUCCUGUAUUCACUAAGGCUACUUAGUCUGGCAGCUGCAAGCCAUUUGGGCAUACUUUGGAUGACAGCGCUCGUCGAGAUGAUCAACGGACCCUGCUUUGGCCUCGGUUAUACCGCAAUAGUUGUCCAUGCAUCCUCCCUCGCCCCACGCGGCUACUCCACCACAGUUCAGAGUGUUGUGGGCGUCUGCUAUGGCACUUUGGGAUACGCAGGAGCCAGUUUCGUAGGCGGAGCGAUGUAUGAUGUGAUGGGCGGGAGUGGCUGUGCUUGGUUACUGGAGCAGCUGCCUUCUUCACCGCGGCACUACAUUUCUUAUACAUAACUAUCUUCCCAUCAGGUAUCGUUGCAUCAUCUCUCUCUCUCUCU